AUGAACUCUUCCUGCUGCCUGUUCUCUGCUUCUCCGAUGCUGCCUAACCUCUCAGAGCACCCUGCAGCCCCUUCGGCCAGCAACCGGAGUGGAGGUGGGUUCUGCGAGCAGGUCUUCAUCAAGCCGGAGGUCUUCCUGGCUCUGGGCAUCGUCAGCCUGAUGGAAAACAUCCUGGUAAUCCUGGCUGUGGUCAGGAACGGCAACCUGCACUCGCCCAUGUACUUCUUUCUCUGCAGCCUGGCUGCAGCCGACAUGCUGGUGAGCUUGUCCAACUCCCUAGAGACCAUCAUGAUCGCCAUUAUCAACAGCGACUCCCUGACCUUGGAGGACCAGUUCAUCCAGCACAUGGACAAUAUCUUCGACUCGAUGAUCUGCAUCUCCCUGGUGGCCUCCAUCUGCAACCUCCUGGCCAUCGCUGUGGACAGGUAUGUCACCAUCUUCUAUGCCCUACGUUACCACAGCAUCAUGACAGUGAGGAAGGCCCUCGCCUUGAUCGUGGCCAUCUGGGUUUGCUGUGGCAUCUGUGGUGUCAUGUUCAUCAUCUACUCGGAGAGCAAGAUGGUCAUCGUGUGUCUCGUCACCAUGUUCUUUGCCAUGGUGCUCCUCAUGGGCACCCUGUACAUCCACAUGUUCCUCUUUGCUAGGCUGCACGUCCAGCGCAUCGCGGCAUUGCCGCCUGCCCAUGGGGUGGCCCCACAGCAGCACUCGUGCAUGAAGGGGGCUGUCACCAUCACCAUCCUGCUAGGGGUGUUCAUCUUCUGCUGGGCACCUUUCUUCCUCCACCUGGUCCUCAUCAUCACCUGCCCCACCAACCCUUACUGCAUCUGCUACACGGCACAUUUCAACACCUACCUGGUCCUCAUCAUGUGCAACUCUGUCAUUGACCCCCUCAUCUACGCCUUCCGCAGCCUGGAGCUGCGCAACACUUUCAAGGAGAUUCUCUGUGGCUGCAAUGGCGUGAACUUGGGCUAG
Cricetulus griseus (Chinese hamster) is the source of this 972-nucleotide messenger RNA. Lineage: Eukaryota; Metazoa; Chordata; Mammalia; Rodentia; Cricetidae. The record is from RefSeq and is a predicted model, not a curated record.